AUGGGCUUCAACACUCAGACCCAUUGCUCAGACCCAUUGGUUGACACCUGGGAGCGAGGGAGGGACUACAUGCGGGUGGGGGCGGAGCAGCACACUCACAGAUCGUUGAGAAGGUUUGCAGAUGACACCACCGCCAAUGGACUCAUCCAGGACUGGUAUGAGUCUGCAUAUAGAGGGAAAGUGGAUCAGCUGGUCCUCUGGUGCACAAAACAAGAACCUGGAAUAUUUGUUCUACGCAUUACAAGAACUAAACAGAGUGAUACGGCCUUUUACUACUGUUUGAAAUCACAAAAUUACAACAUUAGUUUUUUGACAGGAAUAUUUCUGAGAGUCAAAGUACCAGAACCUGAUAUUUCUGCCGUCAUUCAAAACCUUUCAACUGAGGCUGUUCUACCAGGAGACUCAGUGGCUCUGCAGUGCUCUGUCUUUUCAGGUUCAGAACAGAAAACAUGUCCUGAACAACACAGUGUGUACUGGUUCAGAGUAAAGCCAGAUGAAUCCUACCCCAGUUUAAUUUACACCCAAGGUAACAGAGAUGAAGAAUGUGAGAAGAGCCCCGAUACUCGGCCUCUGCAGAGUUGCGUCUACAGCUUUUUCAAGGACAAUGUCAGCUAUUCUGAUACGGGAACUUAUUACUGUGCUCUGGCUGCAUGCGGGAAGGUAGUUUUUGGAAAUGGAACAAAACUCAACAUUAAAGGUAACUCUAUUUUUCUUUUGUAUAUAAUGGACAACGUGAUUCUCUAUCUGUUGUUUGCUGCUUUGGCUUUAAGCCUGAUUGUUAUAGCCUUUCUUGUUUGUGCUAUCAGGAAAACAUCUUGCAAUUGUUGCAAAGGUAAGAGUUACUCACACAUUCAUCUAUUCAAAUGUGUUUCCCCAAAAGCUACAUUUAUUUGAUUCAUAUUAGUUUUUAAUUCAGCUUUCUUGUUCGACAAAAGCCUAAUUAAUUAUUGAUAACGCAGCUUCUGUCAUUAUGCAAACAAAUGCUGAAACAGUCGGUAGUAAUG
Messenger RNA from Mugil cephalus (flathead mullet), 1004 nucleotides. RefSeq lists its product as uncharacterized. Gene Ontology annotation, biological process: response to bacterium. NCBI's taxonomy places the organism in Eukaryota, Metazoa, Chordata, Actinopteri, Mugiliformes, Mugilidae. The record is from RefSeq and is a predicted model, not a curated record. The coding region runs from base 1 to 894 and encodes 297 amino acids. The transcript has 5 exons.